Messenger RNA from Candidula unifasciata, 1152 nucleotides. The record is from the annotation of a GenBank genome assembly. NCBI's taxonomy places the organism in Eukaryota, Metazoa, Mollusca, Gastropoda, Stylommatophora, Geomitridae.
AUGUCACUGAUUGGUAGAUUUCUUGUUUUUAAAACAGCCAAAAUAUUGCCGACUUUGUUGAUCUUUGCUGCUAUGGUGAUUGUAUACUGUCUUACACACAAGAAAAUGUUACAUUCCACUUGGACGCUGUCGUCUUUAAGAUCAACGUGGAGACAAAAGACAUUGUGUCUUCAGGCAGCAGAAAGUUCGGAACACCAAGGAAAAUAUGAGUGCAAAGACUACUCCCCAAAAAUGUCUGGCAAGUGUCAUGUUUUAGAACUGUUUACACGCAUCGACCCAACUGCUAGACAUUAUGACUCGGAAAUUAUCUGUGACCAGGCCUCGUCCAACUUUGAUCUCAUCUGUCGUUUGCAUCUCAAACAGAUCGGUCUACAAUCUCAACAGUCCACAAUCUGCUGCCUAGACAAAGUGGACAAAGUUCCCAGGAUUGUCUAUUAUGUUAUUUUUGGAGUCUAUCAGUUUCGACUGGUACACUAUAUCUCUCUCAGGGCAACCAGUCGAUUUAUCGCUCCAUCAGCCAUCUACGUUGUCGGAGACCAACAUCCCACGGGCAAGUGGUGGCGAAAGGUGCUGGCAGAAGUUCAAGGAGUCAGGUUCUUAUUCCGAGAGAUUCCAGGCAACAUCUCGGGGCUACCUGCUGACAUCAAGCAUCUCUCCGACAUUGUCCGGCUCCAGCUUCUCUACAUGAACGGUGGUAUCUACCUGGACACAGACACAGUUGUACUGACAGAUCUUCAACCCCUUCUAGAGCAUAAUCUCACAUUGGGACUGGUAGACAACAGUACAGGAAUGGGUAAUGCUUUUAUAAUGGCUAAAAGAGGAAACGACUUCAUUGAGGAAUGGUACUCUCACUACACUAAAUACAACAAAAGCAAUUAUUACUGGAACUCUUUACAGAUUCCCCAGCAGAUGUGGCUGAAGAAUCCCAGACGUGUUCAUAUGGUAGACAAGAUCUACCGUCCCAACUGGUUCGAGUCAGAGUUACUAUUCAAUAAGAGCGGCUACCCCUGGCGCAACAACUACGCUGUGCACGUUUGGAGUGCUCCCAACUACCCUGUUCCCGAGCACAUCAAGGAGAUCACCAGUGCUAACACCACAAUUGCCGAGAUCUUUCGAUAUGUUCUCUAUGAAGACCUUUCGACUAGGAUCUAG